UUUGCAACCAAGUAUUAAAUAUGACAACUUCAUUUAAGAUUAUGUUAAUUUGUCCAAUUAGUUUUGGUCCCCUAAAAUUAAGUCUGUAUAUAAGAGUGGCUCUAAAUCCUCCAUGGAUCAAUACCCUCAAAUUAAAUCUUUCAGUCUGUACUUUAACCUCAUAUUAAUUGUUUCUUUUCAAAUCCAAUGUGCUGGAGUACAGAGCCAAAACAGAAAACAAUGCUAGCAGGUGAGGUGACUGGGUUGAAUGAAAACCUGUGUACUCUUGGCCCUCCAUGGCACAUGAUUGGGCACCACUGAUUUAGGAGAGCACAGGAUUCCAAGGCGUGUGCUUUCAGCCACCAUUUUAUGUGCAUUUCAUGCGCAGCUGCUGUAUACAAAUGACUGGUGCCCGACUGAGCAACGGAGUCGCUCUUGCACAGUGAGGCAGGGCGAAUUCUGACUGAAACGAUUCUUCUCAAGGUGAUGCCACAGCUAAAUGUGCCAUGUCCCGCAGAACUCACAACCCGAGUCAGUGCACAGUAAACAUGGGGCGCAUAACUGCAACAAGAACUUGUACUUCGGUUGGACAUACCUUAAAGGCCAGGCUGCUUGCAUUUUAUUUUACACAUGUCAUUAUUUCAUCUUCAGCCAGUGCUAAGCUGUCUGUGCAUUAACUAUUGGGACUUGUUCAGAAAGACUUUUUUGUCUACAAAUAGAGAAUAGUUUUUGAAUGUUGGAAGGUAGUACUGAUGUCUGAAGCUGUUACAUGGCAUUUAAUGAGCCUGAUGACAGACAAAGCAGUGAAGCAGUAAUUGCUAUAUUUUGGUUUGGGUCCUUAGGUACGUGGACAGCGAGGAGAAGCCUGACCAGUGUUCAUGGCUCAGAGAGACUGAGCUGAGCUGCGGCGCGUUGUGACUUGCCUCCCCGCACACCUGUCUGCUCAACCUCUUCCACUCAACGCCAUCCUCUACCUUAGAUCAUCUCAAUUCCUCUCUCUCCACGCAUGAGCUGUGCUUGGCUAGCAUGGAAAAAUGUAAACUGCCUCUCUCCAGCCUUUUCCCUGCUUUGAAGUCUAAAGUGUGAUUGCUUUUGGACCAAGGCCGGAUUCUGUUGAAGGUUUUGACAUGAAAAGCAGCCUUCGCUCUCAGGUUUAGCUCAUUGCCAGUGAGCCAGGACUAAACCAAUCAGCCUGCUGACUGUUGGAUACAGUUACAAGACAAAGUGUGUGUGUGUGUGUGUGUGUGUGUCUCUCUGCUGGUGGAGUGGUUCCCCAAUGACACGCAUCUCCAUUCAUUGUCAUCUUUCCUCAGUGUGUUCACCGAGCAGAUGAUUAGAGAAUGUGCUGCCAAAUAUUAAUUUCACUAUUCAUAUCGUUGCUUUCUUGAAAAUCAGUGUUUACUCCACUGUGACCCAAGACAUGCCAUCAGACAGCCAGGCCACAAUGAGUUAGCAACAUGGGCUUGAGGGAGUUUGUGUCAUUUGUGAAAUGAAAACAAGAUGCUGGCUCCAGAACAUAUCUUUAGCUCUCCUCAGCUGUGCAGUAACAGUUGUGUAGUUUAGUUCCCUUAUACCUUUAUCACGUUCAUAUUUUGGAUUCAUUGAUAUUUGAUAGAUCCAUAGCUAAAAGCAUCUAGCUAUGAUUUUAUAGUAACUGGAGCAGCACCACUGCGGAUGUUUGUUAAUGUUAUCAACCAUCUACAUAGUCUACCUCUGACAACAAUACCUGGCAAUUCCACUUGUUAAUGAGAAAUCCUCACUGAGUAACAUGAGGGUCCAAAAAGAGAGACUGGCUCAAAAUAGAGCACCAGUGCUGCUGCUGACCCCUGCUGCGCUGCAAAUGGGGGCAAGGCGAUGUUCACGCUCUGCGUUCCCCCAGACCUCACAGAGUUAUGUUUCUCUGUCUCUUUCUUGAUUGUUUCUCCACGGGGACAAAUCCCCUCACCAGGGUGAGCAAUGGAAGAGAGCCAGUGAAAGGAGGCAGUUUGUGUCGCGUUCUCGGAAACGACUGCCUCUUGAGUCACUGCCCCUGCCUGCUUCGCUCGAGCCUUUGUCAGUAUCAGCACCGUUACAAUGCGCAAAUUAUUUCCUGUUGGGGAUUAAAGCAAUUAGUCCUAAUAAAUUAUCAUCCAGCCUCAGAGAUGCAUUUGGAACCCAGCAUACAUCUCUCUCUCUCUCUCGCUCUCUCUCUCUCACUCUCUCUCUCUCAAUCUCUCUCUUUUUCUCUCUCUUGACUUUCUUUAGGUAGGAGAAAGGAACCAUUGUUCAGAAGCAAAAAACCAUUGAAGAUGCUCCACAAAGGGGGAAGUACGCUGGUGGCGGGGGAUAGAAGUACAUGUCCGAAGUGUUAAUCGGGUCAGUAGAAUGAUGAAUCGCCGUGAAUAUUUGCUCAGAAAUUCUACCUAGGCUCCUUGAUUGCAUUUAUACUUCUCAGUUGAUUGAAGAGUUUCUUUGAAGCUUUUUUUUCCCUGUCACCCCCACCACUCAGUUGGUGGUCAUGUGACCUUGAUGAGAAGGCGGGGCUUGGGCGGGAGGAAACAGGUAAGGGGCAGUGUGCUUCACACCUGGCUCAGGUGAGAGCUCUCUCCUCGGAGCAGACACCUUCACCCACCAGCCAUCUCUUCAAGGACUCCUCUCUCACAGCUCACAGCCUGCUCUCUGAUCACAUGGAUUCAUAUCGCUCUUAUUGCUAUACGUCUAUACAGCUGUGCCGCUGUGCUGCAUUUUCUACGUGGAUUUUUUUUGGCUGAAUGGGCACACAUUGCAUUAGGCUAAUGUUUUUUUUUUGUUUCCUUAUUUUUAAUUGGCUGGUGCAAUAAGACCCUACCUCUUCAGCUGACACCAGCUACAACACUUUUUUUCUCAGUUCGCAGGCUGCUUUAUUUGAUCCUGUACCUGUAUUGCAUUACACCGCUCUAUAUCAGUGUCUAAUCUGCAUUUACAAUUUGUACGCUCACCAUCCAGGGCCCAUUGUUGAGCGGGGACUGAGUGUGCCGUUCGGUUAGUCUUUCCUUGGCCCUCUCCUCCUGGCUGUGUGGAACCGGGACGCGGGAGCCCCCCGGACCCUGCCAGGAGAGCGGAGAUGUUCAGCCCGGGCCAGCUGGUGUCGGCCCUGUCGCCCGUCGUCUUCCCCUCCUCCGCGGCUCACUUCUACCCUGCCUUUCCGGCCAGGCUGGGCAUGCCGCAGAUCUCCAGCCUCUUCAUACCGAGGCCCCUGGUCAGCUACGAGAUAUUCCAGAGCUACCAGCUGCAGCCCGAGCCCUGCAAGCAGGCUCUGCUCCUGGCCACCCAGGCGGCCGGAUUGGUGGGGAUCCCAGAGUACGCAGACGAGCUGCGGCCAGUGAAGCAGAGGCGGGCUCGGGCCAACUACAGCAGCUGGCAGCUGGAGGAGCUGGAGAAGGCCUUCGAGAGCACGCACUACCCUGACAUCUUCAUGAGGGAGGCCCUGGCCCUCCGGCUCGACCUCAUCGAGGCUCGAGUGCAGGUGUGGUUCCAGAACCGCAGGGCCAAGAUGCGGCGGCAGAUGAAGCUGCAGGGCCGGGCUGGGGAGAGGGCAGCGGGCGAGGGCUGCCAGGAGGUCCCCACCGUGUCCCGCCAAGCCAUACAGGACCCCGAGAGCUCCGACAGCGAGCACUGGGACAGGAAGCCAGAGAAAGGGGGCUACCCCAGGCCCGGGACCCGACCCCCAGCGACGUCCGCAGUCCUGACCGGCCGCGUCCAGGGCGGGGCGCGCCGGUCCGGGGAGCUGGAGAGAGUUCAGGGCCCUGGCACGGACGAGUUCCGCUCCUUCAGCAUCGCCAAGCUUCGGGCCAAAGCCAAGGAGCACGAGGCAGAGAUCCACAGCACCGCGGCCAAAUCCAGACUGGAGCUGCUGCCCGGGGACACGGAGAGGGCGACCGAGCCUUUGUCUCCAUUACACCCCGUUUAACCUGCAGCCACAUUGUCAUGUGUACUCUCUACUGAUGCCCAUCAUUGAAGCACUGUGACGGAAUGGAGUAGAAGCCAGAUAAAAAAAACUAUUCUGUCACACUGUCUUAUUUGCUUUAUUCUUUCAUCUCAGCUUUAUAAAUUAAUUGAUUUAUAAUUUAUACUUAUCUGUCCUGUAUCUAUAUAGCUAGGUUGAUGCUGUACAGUAAAUCCCAUAUCUGACUUUUUAUGAAUAGAUGAAUAAACUGUGCAUUACAAUUUGUUUCUGGUAAUGUUUGCUUUUUGAUAUCUGUUCAACAGAUAGUAGUGCAGUUGAAAAGCAUAACAGUUACAGUUUGAAGUAAACAUUGCUGGUUGAAAAGAACAUGGAACAUCACCAUCAAUGUGACUCAGCACUUUGGCUGAACCUUGUAGAUUUUUUAUCUUCAGUUCUUUCAUAGCUAGAUUUAUUAUGUGGGGGACAUUUAACAAACAAUUUCCAGAAAUAACAUGACUUGUUUGAAAAGCACAUUUUUUCCCAUGUCUGAACUGUUGUACAGGAAAGCUUUGUCAGUGUUGUGUGACAGGAUAAUAGUGUUUUUGUUUCCUCUAGUUCACACUUACAGAAUUUUUCCAAGAAAAUAUGUCUAUAUAUAAAAGGUAAAGGUAUGUUUUCUCUGUCUUUAUCCUUCCAGCUAUGUGUAAUGUUCAAUGUAAUCAGAGGCUUAAUGUAUUUUUUUUAAGGCUUAAAUCUUUUGAAAUUGUUUUAAUUGUUUCUGAAUAGUCCAGUUUGCCUGGAUAGACACAAACUUUUAU
Anguilla anguilla (European eel) is the source of this 4701-nucleotide messenger RNA. Its product is annotated as retina and anterior neural fold homeobox protein 2. The transcript has 4 exons. Gene Ontology annotation, biological process: regulation of transcription by RNA polymerase II. NCBI's taxonomy places the organism in Eukaryota, Metazoa, Chordata, Actinopteri, Anguilliformes, Anguillidae. Gene Ontology annotation, molecular function: RNA polymerase II transcription regulatory region sequence-specific DNA binding; DNA-binding transcription factor activity, RNA polymerase II-specific. The record is from RefSeq and is a predicted model, not a curated record. Bases 3062 to 3907 code for a protein of 281 amino acids.